AUGCAGAAAGUGGUGUUGAAGUUACAUGUUCAUGAUGAAAGGGAGAAAAAGAAGGCCAUGAAAUCAGUUUCUAGCCUUUCAGGGAUAUUGUCUCUUGCAAUGGACAUGAAGGAGAAGAAGCUAACAGUAGUAGGAGAUGCUGAUCCAAUUAAAAUUGUGGGAAAAUUGAAAAAAUACUGCCACGUGGAAUUACUGACCGUGGGGCCCUCAAAGGAGCCGGAAAAAAAGGAAGGGGUAAAAAAGGAAGAAAAUAAAAAUAGUGAGCCAAUUGAAGAGCUUAUGAAACUUUACAACAAUCACUUUCCUCAUUACACACAGUACUACCAUGUCUACAGUGCUGAGGAGAAUCCUAAUUCUUGUGUUAUUUGCUGAUUUUUUUAGUAGGAUUUUGUAAUAUAAUAUAUAUAUACAAGAAAUAAAUUAUUUAUUUAUUAAA
Molecule: messenger RNA, 436 nt
Organism: Erythranthe guttata (spotted monkey flower)
Lineage: Eukaryota; Viridiplantae; Streptophyta; Magnoliopsida; Lamiales; Phrymaceae
Source: RefSeq, a predicted model, not a curated record